UUUGGCGAUCAAGCAGCGGAAGGGGAUGCGGCCACCGAAAGCCCGGGACACUGCGACUGACGACAUUAAAGCUCGGGCGGUGGACGAGAUGAUGGCCCGGAUCAAGAGCGGGGUGGUCCUGCGACCAGCCCGCAAGGGCCCAGGUGCGGUGUCCCAGGAUCGCUCCGCGGCCGCCAGCAAACGCCAGAGCGCCGUCAUGGAGCUGCAAGGCAUCCUGGGCACGAUGAAAAGGCCAAUGAGAAAGCCCAGUUGGCGUAGGCACAGCCAGCGGAACAAAGACAGCCAGCUGGAAUCCAUCCUGCAGAGACGGCGCCGGAUGGUGGACUCCUCCGCUCCCGGCCAGCCCUCGCCGCUGCGCCCUGAGCUCAGGAAAACGCCAGGGGUGGGGACGGCUCCCCGGGUCUCUCAGACCCUGCCCAGUGACAGUGACAUUUCCAAGGCUGCAUCCGGCCCGUGCUUGGAGGAGAACGCAGCUGCCGUCCAGUUAAGAGAGAGAGUGGCGCAACUUCAGAAAAGCCGGCGACUGGCUCUCCUGAACGCCGCAAGGGACAAGCCGGCAUAGAGAGGGACGACCUGAAAACCAGCCAUCCUGUUGCACCACCGUGAGCUUGCACAGCCCGCCUGGUCUAGCGCCCUGCGAGUGCUCCGUGCAUUACCUGCCCCACCUGUGUACCUUUCAGCCACGCAAGCACCCUGCUCAGCAUCGCAGCCUGAGGAUGCGGCUUUCUGAGCUGGCUGGAUAGCCCGAAGUGCAGCCAGACGAACACCCUGCUUGCUUGCGCAUCCCAGAGCGGUCCCCUUGUCUCCACGGAUCCGGGGAGGAGCAGUCAGGAAUCGUAGCGCUAACAAGCUUCAUCGGGUGCGCCGAGGGUGGAUUUGUACCUGGCCAGGGGGAUGGGUUUUGUUGACAUUGGUGUGCAAAACUCAUCCGUCCCUGGGGAUCAAAGCUCCUUGUCCCAUCAGCUGGCUCCUCUUUGUGCUGCUGGCUUGCCCAGAUUUGGGUCGCAAGGCUCGGACCGCAAGCGGUGUCCUCAUUUUCCAAGUUCACGCUAUAGAAUCCUAGAGCUGGCAGAGACCUCAGGAGUCAUCAAGUCCAGCCCCCUGCCCAAGGCAGGACCAA
Molecule: messenger RNA, 1120 nt
Organism: Pelodiscus sinensis (Chinese soft-shelled turtle)
Lineage: Eukaryota; Metazoa; Chordata; Testudines; Trionychidae
Source: RefSeq, a predicted model, not a curated record